Dendroctonus ponderosae (mountain pine beetle) is the source of this 957-nucleotide messenger RNA. Its product is annotated as osteopetrosis-associated transmembrane protein 1. Gene Ontology annotation, cellular component: cytosol. NCBI's taxonomy places the organism in Eukaryota, Metazoa, Arthropoda, Insecta, Coleoptera, Curculionidae. The record is from RefSeq and is a predicted model, not a curated record. The coding region runs from base 43 to 810 and encodes 255 amino acids. The transcript is spliced from 5 exons.
GAAUACAAAGCCCCCAAUAGCCUAACAGCUUAACCUCACGAAAUGGUUAUCCCGUACAUUGUUCUAACUGUCGUCAUUCUGAGCUUAAACUUGGCUUUGGCUCGUCUGAAUCCGGAGCCCUCAAUAGACCCAAAUUGCACAUCAGUGCGCGACCUGUUUGCGAAUGCUUCAUCUGAGUUUAUUCAAUGCGCUAUCGAUCAUUCCAGACCAAUUACUCUAUGUGCAGACUGUGUCCAAGAGUAUCUUGAUGUGUUAAAUAGUUACAAUAAUAUCUCCAAGGCUUCCGAUAAUGGCACAUCUUGCCUGAAUAGUUUUGUGAACCUAGACAGGCUGGGAAUCGUGCAUACCCUGUAUGAGAAUAGCGUGAAUCUCUGGACCAGAGCCAAGUGCUAUGAAUGCUUCGCCUUGGCGAAUGGAACGAAUACUCCAAUACCUUCAGAUAUUUCCCAUGUAUUUCAGUCAUUAUAUCAGGAUUUUCAAGACUGCGUGAACAGAAGUCGUGAGGACGAUUGCACCAAGUGUAUGGACACUUACGUGAAGCUCCAGAACUAUUUCCUAAGCAUCAGUAAUGAGAAUGAAAAGAUCGGAGUUUGUAUGGACAUAGUAGACUUGAUGAAUACAACGUGGACUUAUUGGGGAGGCAGGUGUUGCAAAUUUCGCAGACAUAACGAGAUCGUUUUUAUCACAUCGACUGUGCUGGUACUUGUUGCGACCGUUUUAUUCUACAUAGUUGCCCAGAUUUAUACCAAAAAGAGAAUGCCCACUAUCAUGGAGCGUAAGUUAUUAACAGCUUAUUGUAACUGCGAAUAAUCUUAGUGAUUUUCAGAAACAAGGUUCUUAAGCACCUUAGAUAGGUAGGCACACUCUCACAACAGACUGAAUAUAGUUUAUUUAUGUUUAUAAUAUGUUUUAACUUGUGUUAAUUAAUUGAAUAAGAAUUCUAUUCCAAUAGUUAAA